UGUGACCUGUAAUAAAAUAUUGUGAUGGCUGAUACCAAGAUCACCCUCUCCUUACCUGAUACUACGAUUACGGACCAAAUCAAGUUCGGUAAGCGGAGAAAGUGGGCCCGUUUUGGUCACGUACAACAAAUGGUUUCAAACUUGAGAAAAGCGAGGGACGUUGUACUCAAUCUCGUAUGAUGUUGUGUAUCCAGUGUCGCUUCAAAUGACCACCACUUUAAUGUCUCUACUGGCGGAACUCACCAGGCUCGCAAGUAUGCAUCGCUGGUUACACUGACCGUGCAGAAUACUGCGUUCAACUUGACGAUGCGCAUGGCUCGAACCCAGAAGGACUUAUUCAUUUCGAGUACCGCCGUCGUAAUGUCAGAGCUCAUCAAGCUAGUCGCCUGUCUGGCCAUGGUCCAUUCUGACGAGGGCACCACCUCCGAAUGGCUGGCCGCGCUGCACCGUACUGUGCUGUCACAGCCGCUCGACACCCUCAAGGUUGCUGUGCCGUCUCUCGCCUACAAUAUUCAAAAUAACCUUCUCUACAUUGGUGCCACUCACUUAGAUGCAGUGACCUUCCAGGUAAUAUACCAGUUGAAGAUCUUGACAACAGCCAUCUUCUCCAUGAUCCUACUCAACAAGAAGAUCAGCCCAGUUCAAUGGGUGGCACUUUUUGUGCUCUUCUCCGGAGUGGCCUUGGUUCAGGUGGCCCAGAUCGAUGCCCCAUCAACCAAUCCGUCUGGUCGCGAGCAGCGCCCUCUAUUUGGCUUCGGAGCCAUUGUGGUUGCCUGCUGUCUUUCUGGCUUUGCAGGAGUGUACUUUGAACGUAUCCUCAAAGGGAGUGACAUCUCUGUCUGGAUGCGGAAUGUCCAACUGAGCACGUUUGCCGUGCCGUUCGGUCUCCUGACGACGUUCCUCAGCGACGCGGAUGACGUCCGGGAGAAAGGAUUCUUCUUCGGUUAUGGACCUUUGAUUUGGAGCGUAAUUGUCCUCAACGCCAUUGGUGGGCUUGUGGUGGCAGUAGUGAUGAAAUAUGCGGACAACAUCCUGAAGGGCUUUGCAACAUCCUUGGCCAUCAUUGCUUCCUGUGUAGUGUCCAUGUACGCCUUAAACUUUCAGCUGACUUGGAAGUUUGGUGUCGGAGCUGCACUAGUGAUGGCUUCGAUCUUCCUGUACAGCAAGCCGCAGGCGACGACAAUAAGUCCGGCGGCUCGGAAGGCGUGAGUCCAUUGUUUCUCUGCAGCGGUUAAACAUGGGCAUACUAGCUGCAAUUGAAAUACUAGCUGCAGUAGAUAGCAUUCCCUUGAGAAUUUGUAACAAACGAGAAAGAUGACGCAGUGGACUUGUGCCAUGUCUCUUGGAGCUUCCCCAAGCUCAGGUCAUUAUUUGUUGCACCUGGACACCCUCUUGCUUGUGUUGUAAAUCCACGUUAAAUGAGAGGCUCAUAUUGGUACCCUGAGUAUUGAAUGGCAGUCUUCAGGCACAGAGCAAAGCAGAACUUGCAAUAGGACAACAUACUUGCAGUUGGACAUACAAUAGGAAAAUUGGACAAUUGAUCAUACACCUCCAGUCAGCCAGGCGCAUUAUCAGCUCUACUUGAAAGCAGUCGAUGUACCCUUUUCCUCUACUAAACCAGUCUUGCAGAGCCACAAGAGCAAUAUGGGCAAUGGCGGCAUUCCCUAGGCAACCUAUUUUCCAUACGGAUAAGAGCACAGAACCACGACCACAAGACGAGAUGUACCCAUGUACACAACGCAGUGUGCUUACCGACAACAGUUGAUUUCCUUACGAACACGAGACAAGGUGAAUGUUGAUCUCUCCCUAUUAUUUUUAUCAUCAACAUCAACAUUCCUUUUCAACUGUUGACACCUCGUCUCGUGCUUGUGGUCUUAGUGCUCUUAGCCCUAUAGAAGCCAAAUGCCAACAAGCUCAAUAUAUAUGUCUAUAUAUGUCUCCCAACAUACUCUUUCAUUUUUUUUUGCUAUGCUGUCUUCAUCGUGCUCUUCAGCUGCAGCUCACACCAUUGAUUUAGAGAAAGCUGGAUGGAGAAGGAGUGGAAAUAUGUCACUGGGCGUGAGCAACAUUAACUCCGACUGGCAGGCUGGAGCACAAGAGUAGAGAUCUACACUCCAGAAGAGGAGCGAAACCGUACAGUAAAAACGAAUGUGUGUCCAGCACUUUGGAACUGCACCAAUGCACUGACUCAUAUCUAGGCAACCAAUCAAUAACUAGGCUUAUCAAUACUUAAUUGUAGCCCAGAGCUUUAUGGUAUCCUAGAAUUGACGGGACUUGCGGAAGGGCCAUUUAGACCAAUAUUGUAUUUAAACCAA
Messenger RNA from Ornithodoros turicata, 2315 nucleotides. Its product is annotated as UDP-galactose translocator-like. The record is from RefSeq and is a predicted model, not a curated record. NCBI's taxonomy places the organism in Eukaryota, Metazoa, Arthropoda, Arachnida, Ixodida, Argasidae. Gene Ontology annotation, molecular function: UDP-galactose transmembrane transporter activity. Gene Ontology annotation, biological process: pyrimidine nucleotide-sugar transmembrane transport. Bases 307 to 1209 code for a protein of 300 amino acids. Gene Ontology annotation, cellular component: Golgi membrane. The transcript has 4 exons.